Molecule: messenger RNA, 2362 nt
Organism: Bolinopsis microptera
Lineage: Eukaryota; Metazoa; Ctenophora; Tentaculata; Lobata; Bolinopsidae
Product: acid-sensing ion channel 5-like
Exons: 6
Coding region: 315-2132 (605 amino acids)
Biological process (GO): sodium ion transmembrane transport
Cellular component (GO): plasma membrane
Molecular function (GO): ligand-gated sodium channel activity
Source: RefSeq, a predicted model, not a curated record
AUUCAGAAUGGAUCGUUUAUGGCAUCAAGAAAAAACUACUCACAGAUCACUCAAUAAAAGGACAGAAGAGAAAAUAUUCAGCUUAUAAUGAAUUGCUGUUGUUUAAAAAGAUACUCACUUUUACCACUUUAAAAGAUUGUAAAGGCACUGCAAAUAAACAGAACUAGUUCGGAUAAGCAUUUUCAGAAUGUGGCAGAAGAAUCGUAAAACUGGAAGAGUUACAAUAACAACAAUGUUUUGAGGUGAACAAUGAUCAAAGAGGGAAGAGCUUGGUUUUUAUAGUUUGCUUUUCGUUUUACGAAAAGGCUACUACAAUGAACAAAUCCCAACAGGUCAAGGACGCUGUUGUUCAACCCGUAUCAUCGGUAAAUAAAAUCCAUAGCCCUACGGAGAUCUACCCGUACGGCGGUUCACAAAACAACCUGCAGCCUGAAAACCAUCUGAACAACAGUAUCGACCAUCUGAACAACUGUACCGAUCAAGGAUUGACAGACACGAAAAUAUGCCCCAAUUCACACAGUCCUGCACUGAAGCGCCAGAAUUCAACAAGCAAUGUAAAGAGUGUAGAAGAAUGUAGCACUUGUCAUCGUUGUGUCCCUCAGGGAGAGGAGAAGGAAGAUGAGCCAGAAAAAGAAGCCCGUUGCCUGGGCAUAGUGCGAACAGUCUGGAAAACAUUCUACAUGACUGCCUGGUUAGCAGCCGCCUUCUUCUCCAUCUACAACAUCAGCUUGUUUGUCAACCGCUUCUUCGAACGACCCACCCAGAUAGUAAUAACCAGUGUUAAACCUGACCAGGAUGGAUUAGAGUUCCCGACCAUCUCCAUCUGUAACAUGAACAAGAUAGAGAACUCAUUCCUAGACCUCAAUCCGACAUUCAAGCAAGUUUGGGACAGACUAGAGGCUUCAAAGGUUGUUAAUUGGAAGAACGAGACUGCAGCUGAGAUAGGAAGGUUGACCUAUAGUGAUGUGUACGCUAACAGUUUCGGGUGGCAACGUGCAGUAGAUCAGUGUAAAUACGGUGGGUGGUUGGAUUGUGAUGAACUUGACUAUCACAAAAGUGAACUGUUCGCUGAUGAUGUAGGAGCAAGUGGGAAGUGCUAUACUUUCAACCCCCAGGGUACAGUGUUCUCUAAGAGUGUUGGUAACGAGGGCUGCUUCCGGUUCCUAAUGAAUGUGCACCGUGCAGAGUACCCAGCUACCGUGCCUGAAGUAGGGUUUAUAGUGGACAUACACCACCACACCACAUUCCAAGGCAGCAGCAAGAUUGAGAUGUCUCCUGGCUACAAGUACAGGGUCGGGAUAAAACCUAAGAUCCGGGUUGAGUUGGAGUUCGAGGCAGGUGGAGAGUGCGACCCCACACGUAAUGUCACCUCGUAUUUAGCGUACGACGCGGACUCGUGUGAGUACGAGUGUAGGGAUAGAUACAUAAACUCCACGUGUGGGUGUAUAAUAUCAGCUCCUCCUAAUAACCGGUACAAUUACCCAACCUGCUCUAUAAAGCAGAUGGAGGACUGUGGCUGGGUGGCUUAUUACCACUUCCUCACCAGGGACGAGAACAUGCCCAAUAGUGAUGCUGAAGCGGGUCCGCUAGGAGAGGAGGUUCCCACUCAGCUGAGCUCCACAUCCUCACCUCCUGUAACUAGUACUUCGUCUACAAACAGGACCGUAACUACCGCAUCAGCCCUGCCCCAGACCCCCACUGGUAUUCCUUUAUUUGUGGACAGUAAGUCUUUCACCUGCUCUGGGAGCUGCCCCCCAGCUUGCUACAAACGGUACUUCGACAUUGUGGUCUCUUCCUCUAAAAUAUCUGCCAGAAACGCUAAGAUCUUGGCUGAACAGAUCGGCGACGAGCGGGGGCUGGAAACGUCUGCGGAGUUCUUACUGAAAAACCAUGUUUUGAUGGAGUUUUAUCUAGCAGACUCAUUCACAGAACUAAUUGCGAGUGUGCCGGCAUACACGUUGUGGAAUCUGCUGAGUGAUAUUGGUGGAGUUAUGGGGCUGUUCCUCGGGGCCAGUAUCUUCUCCUUCUUCGCAUUCUGUAAAGCUACUGUUAUUAAAAUUAGAAACUACAAUAACACUAAGGAAGAAGUUACAUUUUGUAUGUUUCUUAAGGGUGUACUGAAUUUAGGAUAACCGAACAAGUGCCCUGCAGUUUAGGUAUUUGGGCUUUUGGGGCACUGGACUUGUGAUCAUUGAUCAUGCUAAGAAAAUUACAGCAUAUCAUAGAUGAAUGGACCUGGGACAUUUUUUAGUUUUAAACAUGCUUUCCACUUUUUUGCUGUGAGACAGAAUAAAUUAUAAUUUCAUUUAUUUAUUGAAAAAUUUAAGCAAGAGAUCUAGCAACAAUAUAAAAAUUCAAUAUU